GUAAUUGUUGAACGACCGCCAUAACCAAAGCUUGAUCGUAUGGAAAGUGAAUGAGUGAUUUUGUUCUUCUUAACGAAUAUAAUUUUAUGAUAUAUGUGCGGAACCUUUGAAUUUUCCCUUUAUAAGCGGAAAUCAUGUCGCUUUCAUAACCAUACUAUAACCUUUUGCGAUUCCAGUGAAGUUUGUGUCUUGUAUAAACAUCACGAGUAUUUUAAGGGGUGGUUUUCUAUUUUUAAUUUUUCCCUCCAUCGUUGAUUAUUAUUUAAAAAGGAUUAUGUUAUAGUUUUUAAAUUUUUACGCCGGUCGGAUUUGUGCGGGUAUGUCGAAAGGGGAACUAGGCUGGGAUUACGAGUCGAAAGACGGCCGGUGGAGGAAGAGGGUGACCAAACAGGGUCUGAAAGGCCCGAGGCCGAUGGAGAGGGACGAGUGCGACAUAUCCAUGUCUGGAGAAGAGAAGAGGCUGGUGAUCGGAGAGUACGAGACGGCGCUCGACAUGCUAGUCGAACGGUGUCUCAUGACGAUGUGCAGGCAAGAAGAGUGUGUGAUGUACUGUGAACAUGGCAUUUUCGAGAUUAAACUCAAGUCUUUUCGAGUGGGUGUUAGGAUAUAUAGUAUGACCGAUAAUGAUAAGUUGGAACUUGCCAUGAAGCAUAAAGCACAGGGGGUCAAACUGUUCCAAUCGGGAGAAGUCGACAAGGCGUUAUCGAGGUUCCGACGUUGCCUCCUUCUCGCCGUCUUCGUCGGCAAAGACGAUCAGGCGAGGUCUGUUUACGACACAGUUUGCAACAACAUCGCUCUAUGCCUUUUGAAAUUGGGCCGGGAUGAACACGCAGUGGCUGUAUGCGAUAAGGUGGCCGCGCAUGAACCUGACAACGUAAAAUGCCUUUUGAGACGCGCUUCAGCUCUCAAGGCACUCAAGGAUUACGAAAAAGCUUAUUUAGACCUGAAUGCUGUUUUGAAGAUAGAGCCGAAAAACCCCCAAGGGCUCUGUGAGAUGGAGUUCAUCAAGGAAAAACUGAAGGAUAUGAAUAUAAGGUACAGCGGGAUGUGUAAAAGGAUGUUCACUUUUCAAUAAUAAUAUAAUGUAAACUAAUCAAUUAAAUAAAUUUCCUAUUUUUGAAACUAA
This is a messenger RNA of Cimex lectularius (bed bug), 1126 nucleotides long. Its product is annotated as peptidyl-prolyl cis-trans isomerase FKBP5-like. NCBI's taxonomy places the organism in Eukaryota, Metazoa, Arthropoda, Insecta, Hemiptera, Cimicidae. The transcript has a single exon. Bases 320 to 1075 code for a protein of 251 amino acids. Gene Ontology annotation, molecular function: protein binding. The record is from RefSeq and is a predicted model, not a curated record.